Dalotia coriaria is the source of this 921-nucleotide messenger RNA. RefSeq lists its product as uncharacterized. Lineage: Eukaryota; Metazoa; Arthropoda; Insecta; Coleoptera; Staphylinidae. The record is from RefSeq and is a predicted model, not a curated record. The transcript has 2 exons. The coding region runs from base 85 to 702 and encodes 205 amino acids.
GCUCAGUCGCGAUUCGUCGCUCGUCAGUGAUCCACUGUUUUAGACCGUAACUAGUGCAAAAAAAUACAAAUAAAAAUAAAAACAAUGUCAGUGCGAAUUUUAUUAAUUAUUAUGCUACUAUAUUCAUCGGUAGACGUGUCUUGGGCAAGAAAGGAUAAUUUAAAACACGUGUUCCUAAAGGAUACUCCACAGAAACAAGAAUUGGUUGAUAAAUUCCUGGACCUUAUUGAAGCAUCCUGGGAUUAUAUCAUGCAAAUACUCUACUAUAAAGCAAACCUGUUAGGUUUGGACAAGGAGCGCGAAGGAUCCGAUCACAUUAUAAUGGAAUCACCAAUCAAACUCUUCCAUUCCUUUCCGGGAUGGUGGAUGAUGCGCGAUUUUUACAUGGGAUUCAUGGACGUUAUUUUCGAGGACGUUGAAGAAGAAGUGCGUCCACAUCAUAAUCAGCAUCAAAAUCAUCAACAACACGGCGGGCAUCAUCAACAUCAACACCAACAACAACAACAUGGUCAUGGACAUCACCAACGCCCUCGUCCUCAUGCCCAUAGACCCCAUCGGCCACAGCAAUCAAAUGAGAAUAAUCAUAUUGGCAGCCAUCUUUCUACAAUCGGCAGUUUAUUGCAUCACGGCAGGAGUUUCGAGGAGAUGAAGGAUAGCGGUUUGCACAAAUUGUUGGUCCGUUGGAAAUUAUGCGACCAGUAAGAAUUGCGUGAAUAGAACAAAGUGGAUAAAUAGUCAAAGUGAUUCGGCCCCCGAAAAUUAGAGCGUGUAACGGACAAUUAUUAAAUUAUUAAUUGAGUUUUUGUAUGUGGUCGCUGGUCGAUUAUGAUAAUUUGGUGAAAUUACUUUGAUUGUUUCACACGAAGUAACAAUAAUAAUUUAAUUUAUUUAUUUAUAAUAAAAAAAUAAUUGAACUCACUU